CUGUGGCACCAGAAAAGCCCCAAACUACCUUGGGGUUCUUCCCCAGUCCAGCUGUCUAGAUCUUGAGGGACCAAAGCAAACGAGAUGCCCUGUAUCCAAGCCCAGUAUGGAACACCAGCACCCAGUCCAGGACCCCGCGACCAGCUGUCCAGUGACCCUCUGACUCCUGAUCUCAGCAAACCCACCAUGGAUCUAGCCACCUCUGAAGCGGCCCCCACAACCCCCACCGCCCUGCCCAGCUUCAGCACCUUCAUGGAUGGCUACGCCGGAGAGUUUGACACUUUCCUCUACCAGCUGCCUGGAACAGCUCUACCGAGCUCCUCGGCCUCCUCCUCAGCCUCGUCCACCUCUUCUUCCUCCGCCACCUCCCCUGCCUCCGCUUCCUUCAAGUUUGAGGACUUCCAGGUGUAUGGCUGCUACCCUGGCCCCCUGAGUGGCCCUCUGGAUGAAACCCUGUCGUCCAGCGGCUCCGACUACUAUGGCAGCCCUUGCUCGGCCCCGUCCCCCUCCACACCCAGCUUCCAGCCGCCCCAGCUAUCUCCCUGGGAUGGCUCUUUUGGUCCCUUCUCUCCCAGCCAGACCUAUGAAGGACUCCGGGCAUGGACAGAGCAACUGCCCAAGGCUUCUGGGCCCCCACAGCCACCCACUUUCUUCUCCUUCAGCCCCCCUCCUGGCCCUAGCUCCAGCCUGGCCCACAGCCCCCUCAAGCUGUUCCCCUCACAGACGUCCCACCAGCUGGGGGAGGGAGACGGCUUCUCCCUGCCUGCAGCUUUCCCAGGCCUGAUGCCCACAUCACCACACAACAAUGGAUCACGGAUGCUGGAUGUGCCCAUGACCUCCACCAAGGCUCGGAGCGGGGCUCCUGGGGGCAGCGAGGGCCACUGUGCCGUGUGUGGAGACAACGCUUCCUGCCAGCAUUAUGGGGUCCGCACCUGUGAGGGAUGCAAGGGCUUCUUCAAGCGCACAGUACAGAAAAACGCCAAGUACAUCUGCCUGGCCAACAAGGACUGCCCUGUGGACAAGAGGAGGCGAAACCGCUGCCAGUUCUGCCGCUUCCAGAAGUGCCUGGCUGUGGGCAUGGUGAAGGAAGUUGUCCGGACAGACAGCCUGAAGGGGCGGCGAGGCCGUCUCCCCUCCAAGCCCAAGCAGCCUCCUGAUACUUCUCCUGCCAAUCUUCUCACCUCGCUGGUCAGGGCUCACUUGGACUCUGGGCCCAGCACUGCCAAACUGGACUACUCUAAGUUUCAGGAGUUGAUAUUGCCCCACUUUGGGAAGGAGGAUGCCGGGGACGUGCAGCAGUUCUAUGACCUGCUCUCCGGUUCCCUGGAGGUCAUCCGCAAGUGGGCCGAGAAGAUCCCUGGUUUUGCUGACUUGUCAUCAAGUGAUCAGGACCUGCUGCUGGAAUCAGCCUUCCUGGAGCUCUUCAUCCUCCGCCUGGCCUACCGGUCCAAGCCGGCUGAGGGGAAGCUCGUUUUCUGCUCGGGCCUGGUGCUGCACCGGCUGCAGUGUGCCCGUGGCUUCGGUGACUGGAUCGACAGCAUCCUGGCCUUCUCCCGCUCCCUGCACAGCUUGGUCGUCGAUGUCCCUGCCUUUGCCUGUCUGUCGGCACUUGUCCUCAUCACAGAGCGGCAUGGACUGCAGGAGCCACGGCGGGUGGAGGAGCUGCAGAAUUGCAUUGCCAGUUGCCUGAAGGAGCACAUUGCAGCGGUGGCGGGAGAGCCCCAUCCAUCUGGCUGCCUGUCGCGCCUCCUGGGCAAGUUGCCUGAGCUUCGGACCCUGUGCACUCAGGGCCUGCAGCGCAUAUUCUACCUCAAACUGGAGGACCUGGUGCCCCCUCCACCAAUCGUCGACAAGAUCUUUAUGGACACUCUGCUCUUCUGAUGCUGCCCAGGACCGCACAUAUACCGUGUGUGCCCGCUCAGCCAGCUACCCAUGUGCCUUCAGCAUCACUGACUCCUGACCUUGGCUUGAGCUGCACACAGCUGAUCUCAGGAGGUCAGCAGGAGCUCACAUUUUGGGAGAUGGGGCUGCUUCAUGGGGGGUCACCCUUUCUCUUGGUUUUAUUCCCAACCUGGUCCCGGCCUUCAUGUUUUUGUAAGAUAAACCAUUUUUAACACA
Molecule: messenger RNA, 2118 nt
Organism: Suncus etruscus (white-toothed pygmy shrew)
Lineage: Eukaryota; Metazoa; Chordata; Mammalia; Eulipotyphla; Soricidae
Gene: NR4A1
Product: nuclear receptor subfamily 4 group A member 1
Exons: 7
Coding region: 85-1881 (598 amino acids)
Biological process (GO): regulation of transcription by RNA polymerase II; cellular response to corticotropin-releasing hormone stimulus
Cellular component (GO): transcription regulator complex; nucleus
Molecular function (GO): nuclear receptor activity; zinc ion binding; RNA polymerase II cis-regulatory region sequence-specific DNA binding
Source: RefSeq, a predicted model, not a curated record